AUGACAUCGUUGCCUUUCUCUGAUCAUGAAGUUAGUGUCUAUUAUCAACAACAGGCUGAAAAUAUGUUCAAAGAGACUUUGAGUAGUCUUGAAAUGGUGGAAGUCCAUCCAGAUGUGUUAAAAUUGCUACACAAGAGUGAUGUAUAUAAUGAAACUAAUAGUCGUAAACGUGGGUCACGUGAUACAGAUGUUGACAUUGGUUAUCAAAAGAGCAAACAAGCAAAGAAUACAACGACACAAGGGAUUGAUGACUCUAGAUAUUCACUAGAGGGAUCUAUUCAUGAUAUGGAUAAAUAUGAAAUAAUACUUUCCUACCUGCGACACCAAGAACUGACGCUGGAUGAAUUAAUGUCACGAACAAUUUUAAAUCAAUGGGCAAUUAAUAACGAUUAUGUCAGUAAUGGGUUGGAAAUGGUGGAUAUGAAGAUAGAGAAACAAAUUAAAGAAAUUGAACAAAUUAACAAAUACCGUGAACAGUCACAGAAUAAGUUUGCGAAUGCAGAAAAGAUGAUGACAACAGAUUGGCAUGACAGUUUACGCAAUAAUUUAAAAUAA
Molecule: messenger RNA, 555 nt
Organism: Vanderwaltozyma polyspora DSM 70294
Lineage: Eukaryota; Fungi; Ascomycota; Saccharomycetes; Saccharomycetales; Saccharomycetaceae
Gene: SNT309
Product: Snt309p
Exons: 1
Coding region: 1-555 (184 amino acids)
Biological process (GO): mRNA processing
Source: RefSeq, a predicted model, not a curated record